Molecule: messenger RNA, 5918 nt
Organism: Pteropus alecto (black flying fox)
Lineage: Eukaryota; Metazoa; Chordata; Mammalia; Chiroptera; Pteropodidae
Gene: XIAP
Product: X-linked inhibitor of apoptosis
Exons: 8
Coding region: 306-1793 (495 amino acids)
Biological process (GO): regulation of cell cycle
Cellular component (GO): cytoplasm; nucleus; spindle microtubule
Source: RefSeq, a predicted model, not a curated record
CUUCAGCUUCUGGUUUCCAGUUGGAGGGGGUGGGAGUGGGAGGGAGAGGUCUUCGUUUGUCCUGGCUGCUCCCUUCCCGCCUGGGGAAGUGGCGGGACCUUGGCGGCGCCUCAGGCGUGCCCAGUGAGGGACGGCCGGGCCCGAGGGGCCAGGCCUGGCCGCGAAGCGGCGUUGGUAUUGCCAGACUGGGGCUUGGGCCUCCCCUCCUCCAGGACCCUCCCCUCGGGAUCGCGCACGCCGCCGCGGGCGAUCCGGGCCGGCUCUCCUGGCAAGAAAAGGUGGACAAAUCCUAUAUUCAAGAGAAGAUGACUUUUAACAGUUGUGAAGGAUCUAAAACUUGUGUACCUGCAGACAUCGAUAAGGAUGAAGAAUUUGUAGAAGAGUUUAAUAGAUUAAAAACUUUUGCUAAUUUUCCAAGUAGUAGUCCUGUUUCAGCAUCAACGCUAGCACGAGCUGGUUUUCUAUAUACUGGUGAAGGAGACACCGUGCGGUGCUUUAGUUGUCACGCAGCAGUAGAUAGAUGGCAAUAUGGAGACUCAGCAGUUGGAAGACACAGGAAAGUAUCCCCAAAUUGCAGAUUUAUCAAUGGCUUUUAUUUUGAAAAUAAUACUACGCAACCUACAAAUUCUGGUGUCCAAAAUGGUCAGUGCAAAGCUGAAAACUGUCUGGGAAACAGAAAUCAUUUUAUUUUAGACAGACCAUCUGAGACUCAUGCAGACUAUCUUUUGAGAACUGGACAGGUUGUAGAUAUAUCAGACACCAUAUACCCAAGGAACCCUGCCAUGUGUAGUGAAGAAGCUAGAUUAAAGACAUUUCAGAACUGGCCAGAAUAUGCCCACUUAACCCCAAGCGAGUUAGCUAAUGCUGGGCUCUACUACACAGGUAUUGAUGACCAAGUGCAGUGCUUUUGUUGUGGUGGGAAAUUGAAAAAUUGGGAACCUUGUGAUCGUGCAUGGUCAGAACACAGGCGACACUUUCCUAACUGCUUCUUUGUUUUGGGCCGGAAUGUUAAUAUUCGAAGUGAAUCUGAUGUGAGUUCUGAUAGGAAUUUUUCAAAUUCAACAAAUCCUCCAAGAAAUCCAGCCAUGGCAGAUUAUGAAGCACGGAUCAUAACUUUUGGGAUGUGGAUGUACUCAGUUAACAAGGAGCAGCUUGCAAGAGCUGGAUUUUAUGCCUUAGGUGAAGGUGAUAAAGUAAAGUGCUUUCACUGUGGAGGAGGGCUAACUGAUUGGAAGCCUAGUGAAGACCCUUGGGAACAACAUGCUAAGUGGUAUCCAGGGUGUAAAUAUCUGUUAGAAGAGAAGGGGCAAGAAUAUAUAAACAGCAUUCAUUUAACCCAUUCACUUGAGUCUAUGGGAAGAACUGCUGAAAAAACACCAUCACUAACUAAAAUAAUUGAUGAUACUAUCUUCCAAAAUCCUAUGGCACAUGAAGCUAUACGAAUGGGGUUCAGUUUCAGAGACAUUAAGAAAAUAAUGGAGGAAAAAAUUCAGACAUCUGGGAGCAACUAUAAAUCACUCGAGGUUCUGGUUGCAGAUUUAGUGAGUGCUCAGAAAGACAAUAUGCAAGAUGAAUCAAGUCAGACUUCGCUGCAGAAAGAGAUUAGUACUGAAGAGCAGCUAAGGCUCCUGCAAGAGGAGAAGCUUUGCAAAAUCUGUAUGGAUAGAAAUAUUGCUGUAGUGUUUAUUCCUUGUGGACAUCUGGUCACUUGUAAACAGUGUUCUGAAGCAGUUAAUAAAUGUCCCAUGUGCUACACAGUCAUUACUUUCAAGCAAAAAAUUUUUAUGUCUUAGUCUAACUCUACAGUAGAUGUAUUAUGUUCUUAUUACCCUGAUUGAAUAUGUGAUGUGAACCGACUUUAAAUACAGCAUUGAAUUCCAUUAACAUUUGCUUCCAAGUAGAAGAAAAUGUAAACUGCAGUGUUAGAGUUAGCAAUCUUAGCAAUCUAGAAUUUGAAUUUCUGGAUUUUUCAAAAUAUUAGCUAUGUUAUCUAUCUACCCCAUUUUUUUCCUGUUAUCUCAUUGAAACCCUAGACUAAGAAGCAUCAUAUUUAUUGUAACUGAUCACAAUGUAUAUUUGUUGUACGCUGACUUAGCUUCUAAGUUUAAGUGAGUUAAUCAACUGAACGUUUCAUUCUUUUCAGAUAGGCUUAACAAAUGGAGCAUUCUGUGUAAAUGUAGAGAUUAAUCUCCCCAAUCAUAAUUUGUGUGAAAAAGGAAUGAACAGUUCUACACUGGUAGAAAGACAGAGAUCAUUUUUAGAUGUUUGUGUUUUAGAAUUUUCUUUUAAAAUUAUACACACAUACUUGGGUGGUUAAUUUUAGAAAAUGAUUUUGCUGUUGUUAAAGUAAUUAAUGAUAGAAUGCCAUCUAACCUACAUGUACUGAUAUGGAAAGAUGUCAAAGAUAUGUUAAGUAUAAAACGCAUGUGGCAAAAUACUGUGUAUUGAAUGAGCCAAAUGAAAGUGUAUGCAUUUCGUAUAUGUACAGAACAAAAGAUUUGGAAAUAUAUGCACCAAACUGUUAAAUUUAGUUUCUCUUGAGGGGGGUGAGGGGGGGUCCUAGAGGGACUUUACAGGGGCCUUUCACUUUCUCUUUUUUUUACUUUGUUCUGUUGAAUUUUUUGUAAGUAUGUUACUUUUGUAAUCAGAGUUUUUAGAAAAAUUUUACUGAUUUAAAGGCUUAGGCAUGUUCAAAUGCCUGCAAAACUACUUAUUGCUCAGCUUUAGUUUUUCUAAUCCAAGAAGGCAGGGCAGUUAACCUUUUUGGUGCCAAUGUGAAAUUUAAAUGUCUUUAUGUUUGUCCUGCUUUGUGGGUGAAAAAUAUUUCUGAGUGGUAGUUUUCUGACAGGUAGACCAUGUCUUCUCUUGUUUCAAAAUAAAUAUUCCUGAUUUUGUAAAAUGAAAUAUAAAAUAUGUCUCAGAUCUUCCAAUUAAUUAGUAAGGAUUCAUCCUUAAUCCUUGCUAGUUUAAGCCUGCCUAAGUCACUUUACUAAAAGAUCUUUGUUAACCCAGUAUUUUAAACAUCUGUCAGCUUAUGUAGAUAAAAGUAGAAGCAUGUUUGUACACUGCUCGUAGUUAUAGUGAAAGCUUUCCAUGUUGAGAUUCUCAUAUCAUCUUGUAAAGUUUCAUGUGAGUUUUUACCUGUACGAUGAUUAAGAUGUAUAUAGGACAAAAUGUCAAGUCUCUCCUCUACCUGACUUGUUUUCCUGACUAGUAAUAGUAGUAGGUACUUAUGAAAUAAAUAUUCUCUCAAGAUCCUUAAAAACCUCUUGGAAAUUAUAAAAUAUUGACAAGGAAAGAAUAGUUUUUUCAUUAAAGAGAAAAUGAAAUUUGAAUAAGAAUAUAAAUAAAAAAUGGAAGUUUAAAAUGUUUCAUAGAACACCCAGGCUUUAUAUUACAAAAUUCUCACAACGACCUGUUGUAGAGUUGAGUGAGGUAUUUGCAGAGAAAAGUUUGAGAGUGAAACUGUUAAAAAUUAUAAUUAUCGUUGCAUUUUUCUAAGAGAAAGAGUAUUGUCGUGUUCUAACUUCUGUUUACUACUUUGAUAUUUAAAGCAUUGCAAAUUUAAAUGAGAAUUUUAAAAAAAAUUAAAUAAUGACUGUCAUGCUUUUUAGUCAUAUAGCCAUUAAGUUAAAUUUUACAUGUAUAGUAUAAGAUUUAAAUUUAAAUUACAAGGGGAGAAAAGUGUUAAAGUUUUUUAAAGUGUGUUUUCCAGGACACGUCAGCUCCAAGACAGACAGUUCAGUGUAGCUGUUGGCCAAGGACUGAAUUGUUUUAACAUAAGGCUUUUCCUGUUCUGGGAGCCUCAGUUCAUUAAAACUCUUUCAAAAUUUGUAUGUUUAGAGUUAACCAACACUUUUUUCUCCUCGUGAGUUGUGAAAUCUAAUGCAUGAAGCUGAUGUGACUAACAAGUUUCAGAAUUGUUUAGAAACCCUGUUGCUUUGGGGUCUUAAAUCACUCAGCACUCCAACUUCAAAUUUUUUAAGACUUACCAGUGUUUGUCUGUGUUUACACCAUAAAAAGCACUGGAUCCUUCCCAUCUAAUUGUGCAAAAAAUGAUCACUUGCAAGGUAAAAAAUAUAACCAGAUCCAACUCUGUGCUUCUCCCCUUCCCAGAAUAGUUCUCAGGAUCUACAUGGAGACAUUCCUUUUCUGUAUAAAGUUCACUCUGAUAUUUCAAAGUCACCACCUAUUGCAUUUUAGUCACGUGAAGAGUCAAUUUGUUUCGUAAUAGUUAUCUUUAUUUGUAAUAAUUUGGUGUACUGAUCAAAAGUCUUGUCUUAAUGUUAGAGAAAUGGGUUUAAUGUGUUUGUAAAUUCCAGUUUUUUAAUUAAUGAAUUUGUAUUGCCUUUCCUGCUAGAUUUGUUGUUUGUUUUUGCUAUUUUUCCCUUUAGUUAGGGGCUAAGAUGGGGUAGGGUAGGUGUUUAUGUGAUUUGGCUCUGUGUAUUAUGAUCUUUUGUUGUUUUAUUAUAAUAGCUAAAUUUUGGUAGUUUUUUUUUUUCUUGUUUUCAUUUCACUGGAUAAAAUUGGUAUUUUGAACUCUGUGAAUGGGAAACUACCACCACAGCAUUAGUUGCAUGUAUUGUACCCUUUAGAUCCAAUUCAUUUUAUUUCCUGAUUACCCAUAUGUUGAAUAUGGGGGAAAGGGGCGGAGGUGUGGAAGAAGUGGGAUUUCUUGUAUAUCAUUUCCAUUGGAGAAAUAAAAAAACUGAAGGGAAUAUUUGACAGAUGUAGAUCCUUUUAGUGAAAUUUGCUUUAAAAAAAAAAAGUAGCCAUUUCUUCAUCUGUGAAAUGAGAAUAGUACCUAUCUUACAGUUAUGAGAGUUCAAAGAGAACCAAGUGUGUAAAAUAUCUGUUAUAAAUGUUAAUUCCCUUCCUAACACUGUUAGCCUCCAGGUUUGCCUUGACUCUGGAAAUUUGGGCUAAAACUUACAUGGUAAUCUUUCAGUGACUCUGCCUCAUCUUUUUUGAUGUUUCUCAUAGUUAAGAUGUAAAUUAUAAUAAAUAGGUCAAGUCCUUAAAAAUUUAAAUUUCUUUCUUAAAACUUGAAAAAGUUAUUCUUUAAUUCAACUUUCCUAAUAGAAACAAUUGGCUUAUUCCCACCUUCAUAGUCAGUUUCAGUUUGACUUAUAUACCUUAACACAAUGAAUUUCAUUUGCAGCAUAAUAGAAUUAUAGGGGGUCAAAGCUAGAAGUGACCUUAGAGAGUAUCUAAUUCAUCCCCCUUGUUUUACAGAUGAGGCAACUGAGGCUAAGAGGGGAAGUUGUUUGUUUAAAGCUAUAUAGCUAAUUGGUGGCAUCCCAGACUGGGACAUAGUUUGACGGUGAAACACUUCGAGCUACCUCUCCUGGGAGGUCUCAAAUGUUAUUUUUUCAGCUAUUCUUUCUUCUGUAUCAUAAUUUUCACUACAUAUUAAAUUACACUUUAAUACAGUAGGACAAUCAAAUACAUAUAUCUUCAAAUUGUACAAUACAUUAAUGUUUGGGUGGUAAGAUUCUACUUUGAAGUCUAAAGUUUGCAGAUAUGUGUAUAGAUUUUUUGGCAUUUACUGUAUCCUUAUUCUGUAUCACUAAUGUAACAUGUAAAAUUACUUUAAAUAUAUUUUGUCUAUACUUAGUUACAAAUUUGCAUUUUUGAUUUGAUAUAACAAAGGCGUUAAUGUAAUUUUUGUUAGAGUUUUGUAUCUUUUCAUUAUUGUUAUACUUUAUCUAACCUGACAGAAUGACUGAUUUAAUCAUGUGAAAUGUUUUGAGAUAACUAUAUUUGUGAAUAUAAUUUUGUUUCUUUCAUUUAGUAGAAACCUUUCCAUCAAUAUGGACAACUAAGAAAAAUUACUUUCCACUGCAUAAUCUGGCAGUUAUAAAGCUUAUUUUUCUGUGAAUAAGACUUAUUCAAUAAAGUACUAUUCUUUAAAAUGA